UCAGUUUUCCCUUCUAGCAGCUCUCUGGUUCUAAAUUUCCAUCUGUAUCCUAGGGUUGUGUGAAACAAUGGCGGGGAAGAAAACUUCAAAGGCGGAGAAGAAGACACAGUACGAUAAGAAACUGUGUAAUUUGCUCGACGAGUACUCUCAGGUGCUGGUGGUUGCCGCCGAUAAUGUUGGGUCCAACCAGAUGCAAAGCAUACGUAAGGGUUUGAGAGGAGACUCCAUUGUUUUGAUGGGAAAAAAUACGAUGAUAAAGAGGUCCAUCAGGCUCCAUGCUGAGAGAACGAAGAACCCGGCUAUCAUGAAUCUCGUUCCCUUGCUCGUUGGCAAUGUUGGGUUGAUCUUCACCAAGGGUGAUCUGAAGGAAGUCCGAGAAGAGAUUGCUAAGUACAAGGUUGGAGCUCCUGCACGUGUUGGCCUUACAGCACCAAUUGAUGUUGUUGUUCCACCUGGAAAUACUGGACUUGACCCUUCUCAAACAUCCUUCUUCCAGGUGCUCAAUAUUCCCACCAAGAUCAACAAGGGUACCGUGGAAAUCAUUACCCCAGUUGACAUCAUUAAGAAGGGUGAUAAAGUUGGCUCAUCCGAAGCUGCACUUCUCUCAAAGCUUGGCAUACGCCCUUUCUCUUAUGGCCUUGUCGUCCUCUCUGUUUAUGACAGUGGAUCAGUCUUCAGCCCUGAAGUUCUUGACCUGACUGAUGAAGAUCUUAUUAGCAAGUUUGCUUCUGGGGUUUCAAUGGUUACUUCUCUGUCACUUGCCAUCUCAUUCCCUACUCUUGCUGCCGCACCUCACAUGUUCGUCAAUGCGUACAAGAAUGUUCUUUCUGUUGCAGUGGCAACAGACUAUUCCUUCCCAUUGGCUGAGAAAGUGAAAGAAUACUUGAAGGAUCCAAGCAAGUUUGCGGUUGCUGCGGCUCCAGUUGCUGCUGACAGUGGAGCAGCUCCUGCUGCGGCUGCUGCCAAGGAGGAGAAGAAGGAAGAGCCAGCUGAGGAAUCUGAUGAUGACAUGGGUUUUAGCCUGUUUGACUAGAUUUUUUUUUUCGUUAGAUUGUCCUGUAGGGUUAACUUUAAUGAAUAUUGGAUAGAAAUUUGGUUGCUUUCUCAAACUGUUAGGUGUAUGUGAUUUUCAUCUUUUCUACCUACCGGAUUGCAUUCAUUCAUUUAUUCAUUGA
Messenger RNA from Carica papaya (papaya), 1175 nucleotides. Its product is annotated as large ribosomal subunit protein uL10-like. Gene Ontology annotation, molecular function: structural constituent of ribosome; large ribosomal subunit rRNA binding. Gene Ontology annotation, cellular component: cytosolic large ribosomal subunit. Gene Ontology annotation, biological process: ribosomal large subunit assembly; ribosome biogenesis; cytoplasmic translation. The record is from RefSeq and is a predicted model, not a curated record. NCBI's taxonomy places the organism in Eukaryota, Viridiplantae, Streptophyta, Magnoliopsida, Brassicales, Caricaceae.